AUGGUAAUCAUCAAGCUUCUUGCCCGACUUGAAGGUAGACAUUCCUUGAAGGAAAUAGAACCAUACCUGUUUGCUGAUGAAGAAUCACCUGUACAUGGUGAUAUUCUUGAAUUCCAUGGUCCAGAAGGAACAGGAAAAACAGAAAUGCUCUAUCAUUUGACAGCCCGGUGUAUACUUCCAAAGUCAGAAGAUGGCCUGGAAAUAGAAGUCUUGUUUAUUGAUACCGAUCACCACUUUGAUAUGCUUCGCCUUGUGACGGUUCUUGAGCACAAACUGUCCCAAAGCUCUGAGGAGACGGUCAAGUCUUGUCUUGGGAGAUUGUUCUUGGUAUGCUGCAAUAGCAGCUCCCAGUUACUUCUUACACUUUACUCCCUGGAAGCUAUGUUCUGUAGCCACCCCUCGCUUUGCCUUUUGAUUUUGGAUAGCUUGUCAGCUUUUUACUGGAUAGACCGAGCCAAUGGAGGAGAAAGUGUUAACUUGCAGGAAUCUACUCUGAGGAAGUGUUCUCAAUUCUUAGAGAGACUUGUGAGUGAGUAUCGCUUGAUUCUUUUUGCAUCAACACAAAGCAUCAUGCAGAAAUCCACCAACUCAACAGAAGGAGCUUCUGCUUCUGACUUUAAGUGCCCAGGAAAUGACUACAUAGACUACAGACCCUAUCUCUGUAAGACAUGGCAACAGAUGGUAAAGCACAGAUUUUUUUUUUCCAAACAAGAGGAUUCUCAAGGGAACAACCAAUUUGCCUUAGUUUCACGAAACUUGAAAAGUAAUCGUUUAAAAAAGCAUUUUUUUAUUAUUGGAGAAAGUGGGAUUGAAUUUUCUUAA
Elephantulus edwardii (Cape elephant shrew) is the source of this 822-nucleotide messenger RNA. Its product is annotated as DNA repair protein XRCC2-like. Gene Ontology annotation, biological process: double-strand break repair via homologous recombination; DNA strand invasion. The coding region runs from base 1 to 822 and encodes 273 amino acids. The transcript has 3 exons. Gene Ontology annotation, cellular component: replication fork; Rad51B-Rad51C-Rad51D-XRCC2 complex; centrosome. Gene Ontology annotation, molecular function: four-way junction DNA binding; ATP-dependent DNA damage sensor activity; ATP binding. NCBI's taxonomy places the organism in Eukaryota, Metazoa, Chordata, Mammalia, Macroscelidea, Macroscelididae. The record is from RefSeq and is a predicted model, not a curated record.